Limanda limanda (common dab) is the source of this 1059-nucleotide messenger RNA. It is a transcript of the gene paqr7b, whose product is annotated as progestin and adipoQ receptor family member VII, b. The record is from RefSeq and is a predicted model, not a curated record. Gene Ontology annotation, biological process: response to steroid hormone. Gene Ontology annotation, cellular component: plasma membrane. Gene Ontology annotation, molecular function: steroid binding; nuclear steroid receptor activity. The coding region runs from base 1 to 1059 and encodes 352 amino acids. NCBI's taxonomy places the organism in Eukaryota, Metazoa, Chordata, Actinopteri, Pleuronectiformes, Pleuronectidae. The transcript has a single exon.
AUGGCGACAGUGGUGAUGGAGCAGAUCGGUCGCCUGUUUAUCAACGCUCAGCAGCUGCGACAGAUCCCUCAGCUGCUGGAGUCGGCCUUCCCCACGCUGCCUUGCACCGUGAAGGUGUGCGAUGUACCCUGGGUGUUCCGCGAGCGUCACAUCCUCACCGGCUACAGGCAGCCGGACCACAGCUGGCGCUACUACUUCCUCACCCUCUUCCAAAGGCACAAUGAGACCCUCAACGUGUGGACCCAUUUGCUGGCUGCCUUCGUCAUCUUGGUGAAGUGGCUGGAGAUCUCCAUGACGGUGGAUUUUUUGCGAGACCCUCACGCUCAGCCCCUCUUCAUUGUCCUCCUGGCAGCCUUCACCUACCUCUCCUUCAGCGCGCUCGCUCACCUCCUCUCUGCAAAGUCUGAGCUCUCCUGCUACAGCUUCUACUUCCUCGACUACGUGGGGGUGGCCGUCUACCAGUAUGGCAGUGCCCUGGCACACUACUACUACGCCAUAGAGAAAGAGUGGCACACCAAAGUGCAAGGGGUCUUUUUACCUGCCGCUGCGUUCUUGGCCUGGCUCACCUGCUUUGGCUGCUGCUACGGCAAAUAUGCCAGUCCUGACAUACCCAAGUUUGUCCUCAAGCUCUUCCAAGUGGUGCCGUCAGCCUUGGCUUACUGUCUAGACAUCAGCCCGGUGGUUCACCGCAUCUACAGCUGCUACCGGGACGGCUGCUCCGACCCAGUUGUGGCAUACCAUUUCUACCACGUGGUCUUUUUCCUAGUCAGCGCCUAUUUCUUCUGCUGCCCGCACCCAGAGAGCUUGUUCCCUGGGAAGUGUGACUUCAUCGGACAGGGCCACCAGAUCUUUCACGUGUUCGUGGUGGUGUGCACCCUGACGCAGAUCGAAGCGCUGCGAACAGACUUCACAGAGCGCCGCCCCCUCUACGAGGGCCUCCACGGCGAUCUCGCACACGACGCCGUGGCACUCUUCAUCUUCACUGCCUGCUGCAGUGCUCUCACCGCUUUUUAUGUACGCAAGCGUGUACGUGCCGCUCUCCACGAGAAGCAGGAGUAA